GGCCCAAAAAAUGAAAAAAGUACAGUCUACAGUUCUCUAGCAGACAUUUGUCGCACUAAAAUUAAUGUAUGUACUCAUAGUUAAAAAAUGUCUCCAUAGUAAAAAUCAUCAAGUUUCUCACACCGUCGCAGGAAAAGGGAAAAAUUUCACUACAGUAAAAAAAUUGUUUUCAAUAAAUAAAUUUCUUUAUACCUUUUUCCUUUUGAGUAGGUAAUCAAUAACCAAACAUAUUUCAAGAUGUCUACCUUUGAACCAGUUGUUGUCAUUGACGGUAAGGGUCAUUUAUUAGGUCGUUUAGCCUCUAUUGUUGCCAAACAAUUAUUAAAUGGUCAAAAAGUUGUUGUUGUCAGAGCUGAAGAAUUAAACAUCAGUGGAGAAUUUUUCAGAAACAAAUUAAAGUUCCAUGACUACUUAAGAAAAUCCACCAGAUACAACAAGACUCGUGGUCCAUUCCAUUUCAGAGCCCCAUCUAGAAUCUUCUACAAGGCCUUAAGAGGUAUGAUCCCUCACAAGACUGCCAGAGGUAAGGCUGCUUUAGAAAGACUUAAGGUUUUCGAAGGUGUUCCACCACCAUACGACAAAAAGAAGAGAGUUGUCGUUCCUCAAGCUUUAAGAGUCCUCAGAUUGAAACAAGGUAGAAAAUUCACCACUGUUGGUAAAUUAUCUUCUGCUGUCGGUUGGAAAUACGAAUCUGUUGUUGACAAAUUAGAAGAAAAGAGAAAAUUACAAUCUGCUGAAUACUACGCCAAGAAGAAGGCUUUAACCAAGAAAGUCAAUGCUGCUAAGGCUUCCACUGCUGAAUCUGAUGCUGCUAAACAAUUAGCUUCUUUCGGUUAUUAAAUUCUCCCAUUCUAAUCAACCCAACAGAUAUUUGAUAGUGAAUUAAUUUUUUUUUGAAAUCAACUUGAAUUGAUUUGAAUUUAUUAUUGUUAACAUUUUCCUAACCACAUCCAAUUUCAUAUAUUUGGAAAAAACAACUAUUAAUCAAUUCGGGUCAUUACAAACUUUCAGAGAACGUUUAUCAUCUAAAUAAAAUCUAUCCC
This is a messenger RNA of Scheffersomyces amazonensis, 1043 nucleotides long. RefSeq names its product 60S ribosomal protein uL13 (gene RPL16A). Gene Ontology annotation, cellular component: ribosome; cytosolic large ribosomal subunit. Lineage: Eukaryota; Fungi; Ascomycota; Pichiomycetes; Serinales; Debaryomycetaceae. Gene Ontology annotation, molecular function: mRNA binding; structural constituent of ribosome. The transcript has a single exon. Bases 238 to 840 code for a protein of 200 amino acids. Gene Ontology annotation, biological process: translation; negative regulation of translation. The record is from RefSeq and is a predicted model, not a curated record.